This is a messenger RNA of Zygosaccharomyces rouxii, 654 nucleotides long. RefSeq names its product YEATS domain-containing protein YAF9 (gene YAF9). The record is from RefSeq and is a predicted model, not a curated record. Gene Ontology annotation, biological process: regulation of DNA-templated transcription. The transcript has a single exon. Bases 1 to 654 code for a protein of 217 amino acids. Lineage: Eukaryota; Fungi; Ascomycota; Saccharomycetes; Saccharomycetales; Saccharomycetaceae.
AUGACAAUGUCGCAUAAGAAGAUGGCUACAGGCACAUCAAAGAGAGUUAAGACCCUUUCUGUAACGAGACCGAUCGUCUAUGGUAAUACUGCAAAGAAGCUUGGUGAAAUCAAACCCCCCAAUGCUCCAGCUGAACACACACAUAUAUGGACUAUUUUUGUAAGGGGACCUCAAAAUGAAGAUAUCUCCUACUACAUCAAGAAAGUGGUAUUUAAGCUGCACGAUACUUAUCCCAAUGCUACCAGGACUGUAGAAGCACCGCCAUUUGAAUUGACAGAGACGGGUUGGGGUGAAUUUGAAAUUAACGUCAAAAUACAUUUCGUUGAUGAAGCAAAUGAAAAGAUGUUGAGCUUUUAUCACCAUUUGAGACUACAUCCCUACCACAACGUUAAUCCAGAUAGUCCGCAACAGCCUGAUGAUGAGAUUUCUUCAGUUUUUUAUGAUGAGAUAGUGUUCAAUGAACCCAACGAGCAAUUCUUCAAAACUCUGUUGAGUACACCUGGUAAUUUACUGCCGUCUAACAAAUCUGAUUCAUGUGCGUUCUCUAAACAAUUAGAGCAGGAAGAAAUUGAUAGGAUAAAUUUGGGUAUAAAACAGGUAGAUUCAGAGAUUGAAGAACUAAAGGCCAAGGUAAAUAAACAAUUAAAGGAAUGA